Ambispora gerdemannii is the source of this 645-nucleotide messenger RNA. Lineage: Eukaryota; Fungi; Glomeromycota; Glomeromycetes; Archaeosporales; Ambisporaceae. The record is from the annotation of a GenBank genome assembly.
AUGGCAGCAAUUUCUCCAAAGGUUUCUUCUGUAACGAGUUCUAUUUUCACUACUAAAGCAAAUCAAAUUGCUGCCACAUCUGCAAUUGUCAAAGCAUCAAUUGUUCCAACUGCUGACAUCUCACCGGUCAUUAACUCUCUUAAAGUAAUUCCAACUGUGCAUAAAUCUCAACAGAUGCCUAAUGGAAAUGGACCCGAUGGUUUUUUCCCACGACAUAAUCCUCCUGAAGCUUUUGAUACUUUCUUUUCGAGAGGUGCAGUUCGUGCCAGUUGGAUCGCAUUCUUCAUUAUGUUUAUAUUAUGGGCUUUUCUUUGGAUUAUGAAUAUGAUGCUUGAACCAGAAAAUCCGAGAAGAAGUGGCACUUUUUCGGAUCGUUCAGUAAAACGAGCCCACAAAGUAGCACGCGAUCUCCUAUUGGGGAUGCUCGCCGCAUUAGUAAUAAACUCUUUUGGACGCGGCACCGCAAUUCCAGGUCUGAUUCUCUUCUGGCUUUACCUCGGUUUGGCUGUCAUCUGGCUAGGCUCAGAAUUGAUGGGUGGCAAUAAAAUAGUUCGUAUAGCUAUGGCGCCGUUGGAAUCCCUUAUUUUGUUGGUGAUCUUUAUUUUGUCGUAUGCUGUUGGUUGGAGAUAUGUUAGUUCCGCCUAA